AAAUGCCCUCGAUUACAUUGCAAGCCAAAUCGAGGGAGGCUGAGAGGGCGACGAGAUGACUGUCGUAUGGAGUUCUUUGCAGGACUUGUAUGCCAAGUAUCCCACACCUGGUCAUUGGGGGGGACCCGUCGGAGAUGCAGAGAUCGAGCAGCCUGACUUUGAUCCCGUGAAGUGGUGGAGUUUUAAAGGGGGUGAGCAUCGGAUACUACGAGAUGUCGCCAUGCGCUGCUUGGGUGCGUGGACCACUGGCUCUCCCUGUGAGAGGAAUUGGUCCAAAAACGACUUCGUGCACACGAAGAGGCGCAACAGACUGGGUGUCGAGCAAUUGGAGAAGCUCGUGUUCUGUCACUGGAACCUCAAGCUUCUCCAGAGCAGUCACGUGCGCGGUGGGUUUAUAGGAGCAGGUCUCCCAGGGGUCGGAUUGACUGAUGUGGAGAGGAGGGUUAGGGACUACUACCGUUUUGAGAUGGAAGUGAUGGCCCUAGGGACAUACGACCCGACGGAGAUCGAGCUGGAGGCCAAUCGCCUCGGGAGGCAGUCGAGGGGCAGACGCCUGGCGAGGGCUACAGUCGGAUGCUCCCGCCAUGCGCCCUGUUUGACGAUGGAGCCCCCUCUUGCCGGCACACCUGCACUAGAGGCAGACUCGCACAACAUUCGUGGAGACGAGUUUUCCGUCGUGUCGGGUGGCGCCGGUGCAGAUGAUGGCAUGGGGGGGAAUGGUAUGGGAGGGAAUGGUAUGGGGGGGCAGGUUGAUGCAACGUCUGCCGCACCCAAGGAAUCCCAUCAGCCAAGGGAGCCCGCUACUCAAUGUCCCACUCCGGCAGCCCUUGAGGGCACGCUUCAGUCGUCUUUCGUGGCAGAGCAGCAGCAUAGGAAAGCACAACUCCCCGAGCACUGGUUUUCGUCGUGCAGUUCCCCCCGCGGAUUGCAACGCACGGGCGACGAUGUCAUGCCGCCCAGAGACCCCUCAUUCAUCAUCGAGCCGAUUCGACCAUUCCUUGGUCGCAAGCAGAAGCCUGAGAGUGUCGCGAGAAAGCAGGCCAGGGGAGCUGCAGGUUGUGGCAGAGGCCGAGGUCGACCAUCGAGAGAGGGGAGGGGCGCAGGCGAGAGGGAUAUGUCACAACAGGAACGCGGGAGAGGAGUGGGGCGCGGGAGAGGAGUGGGGCGCGGGAGAGGAGAGGGACGUCCCAAAGGCCGAUCACCUGGACUGGGGAGAGGAGAGGGACGUGGCACGGCACGAGGGGGUGGUGCACCACAGAGGAGAUCCCCUGCAGAUGGAAGUCUUAGAGGCGUUCAUGCGGACGUAGCGCCAGUCACAUCAUCGAGCACCAAGGCCGAGGAGGGCAUAGCGCUGCGCAUUACCAGGAGGCGCAGGGGAGAGACAACGACGAGGGCAGCACUAGCGGCCACAUCAGGCUCGAGCACGUCGGCAUUAUCGAGCGACCUUGAUUUCGAAGGGGGUGUUGAGGACGAGGAGGAGGCAGAGGUCGAUGCAGACAUUGCGGCGGGUAAGGGUGAUAUAUCAGGAUAGUUUUAUACAUAGAUUGUUUUUUGUGUGGGUGUGUGGAGUGUGUGCAGUGUGUGCAGUGUGUGUGUGUGUGUUGCAAGCAAGUCUGAAGUCG
Messenger RNA from Chara braunii, 1622 nucleotides. Lineage: Eukaryota; Viridiplantae; Streptophyta; Charophyceae; Charales; Characeae. The record is from the annotation of a GenBank genome assembly.